AUGCUACCCCAUCCUCGAACAGAGUUACUCAUCUGCUUUUUUGUCUGUUUACGCCUUGGCUUUGUCAUCGCCUCUCCAACAAUAAGCCUAUAUGCUACUUUUGCAACGGACAAUAUUGGUAUGAAAAUUGGCCUGAAGGCAACACUUUGCUCGUUCUACACCCGUCGCCUGGCGCACGAGUGCGCGAACAUCGACUCGCUCAGUUGGGAGGCUGCAUUGCUGACGGAGACCCGAUGUGGGGAUGUCGUGUGUGAUGCAGCGUUGAGUCGGCCAGACAACGCGAUCCCUGAGCGACGCAUGUUCUAUCGGCCGGCCAAGCUGCUGGGCAAGGCAGCCAGCCAGCUCAUCCGGUACUGGCAAGCUUCGCCGUACAAGCCUUUCUCCCCUAGGCUCCUCCGUGUUACCCUAUCGCAUGCCUUCCCACCCGUCUCCGAUCGCAUCGACCCGCCUCCACAUUUCACAUGUAUGAAAGCUGGGCUGGCUGAUCUGUACCUCUGUCUGCCCGUCCGCUCGCCCGGCCAUCCGCCUCACUCACUUCCUCUACAUCAGCCCACCUGA
Protopolystoma xenopodis is the source of this 558-nucleotide messenger RNA. The record is from the annotation of a GenBank genome assembly. Lineage: Eukaryota; Metazoa; Platyhelminthes; Monogenea; Polystomatidea; Polystomatidae.